Molecule: messenger RNA, 1095 nt
Organism: Prunus mume (Japanese apricot)
Lineage: Eukaryota; Viridiplantae; Streptophyta; Magnoliopsida; Rosales; Rosaceae
Product: pectinesterase/pectinesterase inhibitor PPE8B-like
Biological process (GO): cell wall modification
Molecular function (GO): pectinesterase activity
Source: RefSeq, a predicted model, not a curated record
AUGAUCGACUCAAAUGUUGCAGAGAGCCUUAGACAAGUGACAAAAUCAGUCGAUGAGGUCCUUGGUAUGAUCCAAGUGCAGCAGCAACAUCAUCUUCAUCGUCAUAAUGCUACUGCCGCUCCAGUUUCACAUCCUGAUCCUUAUGAUCCUGCACUUUCCCGGAAGGCUGAUGUCACCGUUUCACAGGAUGGGAGUGGGAAAUUCAAGAGAAUAAUGGAUGCCAUUGCAGCUGCACCAAGCCAUAGCCAGAAGCAGUUCGUGAUAUUUGUGAAGAAAGGAGUUUACAAAGAAUAUGUGAAGAUUGAUAAAACAAAGACUAACUUGGUGUUGAUUGGAGAGGGCAUGAGUGUUACCACCAUAUCUGGAGAAAGAAGCAAUGCUAGUGGUUGGGCAACAAUGAAGUCAGCAACAUUUGAUGUAAGGGCCGAAGGAUUCCUUGCAAUGAACAUAGGGUUUGAGAAUACCGCAGGACCAAGCAAAGGGCAGGCAGUUGCACUUUCAUCCGGCAGCGACCGGUCGGUUUUCUACCGGUGCAAGAUAAGCGGAUACCAGGACACAUUGUUGGUGUUGUCGGGCCGACAGUUCUACCGAGAAUGCACGAUCAGCGGCACCGUCGACUUCAUUUUUGGUUAUGGCACAGCCGUUUUCCAACACUCUAGAAUUAUUCCCAGGAAAGCCAUCAAAGGCCAACAAAACACAAUCACCGCCAAUGGUCGACUUUCAGAAGACUCGUCAGGGUUCUCGUUCCAGUUCUGCAGAAUUGAAGCAGAUUCUGACUUGGGGGGUGAUGUUAACUCUACGAAGACGUACUUGGGUCGACCUUGGGGCAAAUAUUCACGUACCGUGUUCAUCAAGUCUUUUAUGAGUAACAUUAUAAGGCCAGAGGGUUGGCUGGAAUGGAGUGGGAAAAAUAAUCUUGAUACUUUGUAUUAUGCUGAGUACAAGAACUAUGGUUCGGGUGCCUCGGUUGCAGGCCGGGUCAAGUGGCCGGGUUAUCAUUUGAUUUCCGAGGCCGAUUCAUUUGCAGUGGACAAGUUUAUUGGUGGGAAGUCAUGGCUGCCAUCCACGGGUGUCCCAUUUAAAGCAGAUCUAUAG